AUGAAGUUCUUCGUUGCUACCGCUUGUGUCCUGCUCUUGGCAUCCGGCAUCUCGGCCGAUCCUGUCAAAGUCGAUGAACAGCCCAGCGCGUUUGCCAAAUGCCUGGAGGCUGAUUCAAUCUCGUGUCUGCAGCUCACGCUCUUCCGCAAGGCCAAGUCUAUCUUUGAAAAUCCCCAAAUCGAACUCUUCGGCGGCGUCUCACUGGUCAAGGCCAAUGAAGGACGUCAGGGCAAAUCUCUGGAUAACUCGCUGGCCGUUGAGGCUGCCCCCAGUGUUGAGGCACGCACCACCGAAAUGGGCAACUACUUCAUGGACAAUGCCAAGAGCUUCUUUGCUGAACGGUCGUUGAACUUCAACUUCGCCAACGCCGCCCGUUCCGUCGCUCGCGCUAUCCCCGAUGACAUCAAGGCCGAUCUGCGCGAACUGGUCGUUGAGUCGCGUACCCGCAAGAAGAAGCUGUUGAAGAAGUUCCUGCCCAUCUUGUUGGGUGUUGGUGCUAAGAUUGCCGUUCUGGUCGUUGGCUCCAUCUUCGGUCUGUUGUUCCUGGCCAAGAAGGCUCUGGUUGUCUCCGUGAUUGCCUUCUUCCUGGCUCUGGCUGCUGGUGCUUCAAGCGGUUUGGGUCGUCUGGGCGGUUCCGGCGGCGGUGCCGGUGGUCUCCUCGGCGGUCUGGGAGGUCUCUUCGGUGGCAAGAACUCCGGCUCGGCUGCUGUCAGCUCAGGUGGGUGGUCCUCGGGCGGUGGUGCUGCCAGCAGCGGUUGGUCCUCGGGCGGCAACUCUGGCUGGGACUCCCAUGGUGCCUACAGCUCUCCAGUGGCUCAGACCAUCGCCUACCAGGGCUACAAGCAGGCCAGGCGGUAA
Scaptodrosophila lebanonensis is the source of this 858-nucleotide messenger RNA. It is a transcript of the gene Osi6, whose product is annotated as keratin, type II cytoskeletal 1. The transcript is spliced from 2 exons. The record is from RefSeq and is a predicted model, not a curated record. Lineage: Eukaryota; Metazoa; Arthropoda; Insecta; Diptera; Drosophilidae. Bases 1 to 858 code for a protein of 285 amino acids.